Molecule: messenger RNA, 1145 nt
Organism: Athalia rosae (coleseed sawfly)
Lineage: Eukaryota; Metazoa; Arthropoda; Insecta; Hymenoptera; Athaliidae
Gene: crim
Exons: 3
Coding region: 146-616 (156 amino acids)
Biological process (GO): positive regulation of voltage-gated potassium channel activity; regulation of synaptic transmission, cholinergic; sleep
Source: RefSeq, a predicted model, not a curated record
UUCCGAAAAGCGUCAGUUGCAGUUGUAAGUUGUGGGGUGUGGCUUGGGUAAUGGUUAGUCGAAGCUAGGUUUGUUUUUUGUGGCUCGUUGGGUUGAUUUGUCACAUUUGAAUCUCAACUACCCUAUUGAUCUAUAAUUGUGAGAUAUGUUUGUUCGAGGUCUCACGAUUUUCGUACUGCUGGCGCUCCUCAGUGUACCAGGGAGCACAUUGUAUUGCUACAGAUGCAACAGCAACCAUCCAGGGUGUGGUACACCUCUGAACUGGCUCUGGUAUUGGGGAGAGACAUGUCCUGAAGCUGAUGACAAAUGUGUCAAAGUCAUUGAACGAAGGGGAGCGGAGACCAUAAUCACCAGAGAAUGUCUCAGUACUUUGCGUGGCUUCAGGACGGAUAUUCCAGCAGACAAGUAUGAGGGUUGUCGUCCAGCUGCAAAGGAUGUUAGAUUGGGGCAUUAUGUUCAAAAUUCGAUAACGGAGCUCGACAUUCAUAGGGACUAUUAUGACGAAGUAACGUGGUGUUUUUGUUAUUUUGAUCAUCGUUGUAACAGUGCUGCUGGUUUGACAGUUUCUGUCAGUCUUUUGUCAUUGACUUACUCAGCUCUGAAAUGGUUACUGUAAUUAUUGAUAUGCCCAUAAUUGUUAAGGAAAGAGAUUAACUCUUAGAAUUCCCUCGGUUUAACCGAUCUCUAGGUACCAUGAGAUUUGGUACAUAGAAACGAUAUCCGUCCAAUUUUAAUGAAAUUAUCGAUAUUUCUUGUAUCGAGAAAUUGAGUUACUUUACUAUACACUUUAUACAUACCGUGUACAGUCUGAGACUAUAAGCAUUAUUAUUGAUGAUAGUACAUAUUUAUUAUUAUACACUUACGCUUAAGAUUCACUAUUUUUUAUAUGUAUACAUGAAUUACAGAGCUUUAUCAUUCCACAGCAAUAUCAGAUAGCUAAUAAUUAGGAAUUCCCAUAUAUCUACGUAGAUUUUACGAUUUAUACAACUUUCUUAACUGAGUAAUUUUAAUAUAGAUCGUGUUGAAAUUCGACGCGAUUUUUUCCAUGUACAAAAAAACAAAAUAUUGUGUAUAAAAAAACACGUAAUGGAAAUAAAAAAAGAGGGAGAUCGUUGAUCAUUCCUUUGACCUGAUAUCACAUCAAA